Molecule: messenger RNA, 1023 nt
Organism: Eimeria mitis
Lineage: Eukaryota; Apicomplexa; Conoidasida; Eucoccidiorida; Eimeriidae
Exons: 5
Coding region: 1-1023 (340 amino acids)
Source: RefSeq, a predicted model, not a curated record
AUGGUAGCUCUUGCCGUCGCUGCUGCAUGCUAUGGAGACAGUCCUGCAGCAGCAGCAGCAGCAGCAGCUGCUGCUGCUGCUGCUGCUGCUGCAGACAUUGUGAAAUUCAGUGUCGGCCGCAGCCUUCUUAUUAGGCUCGGAUCUGCUGCUGCUGCUGGAGAAGCAGCAGCCAAGGGGCCCCCCGCAUCAGCAGUACCAGCAGCAGCAGCAGCAGCAGCAGCAGCAGCAAACAUCGCAACGCAGAAAUACAGCUUCAGGCCAAAGUGGUUACAGCAGAGCAGCAGCAGCAACAGCAGCUGCUGCAGCAGCAAGCUGCAGCAGCAGCAACAACAUCGCAACGCAGAAAUACAGCUUCAGGCCGAAGUGGUUACAGCAGAGCAGCAGCAGCAACAGCAGCUGCUGCAGCAGCAAGCUGCAGCAGCAGCAACAGCAGCAGCAGCUGCUGCUGUUGCUGCUGCAGCACGAUCGAGAGCAAACGAAAAACAACAGCAGGAAGACAAGCAGCAGCAGCAGCAGCAACACAAAGUGCAGCAGCAGCAGCAGCAGCAGCAGCAGCACAAGCAGCAAUACAAGCAGCAGCAGCAGCAGCAGCAACACAACCAACAGCAACCGCAGCAGCAACACAAGCAGCAGCAGCACAAGAAGCAGCAGCAGCAACAGCAACAAAAGGAACAAACAACAACACAAGCAGCAGCAGCAACAGCAACAACACAAGCAGCAACUGCAGCAACAACAACACAUGCACCAGCAGCAGCAGCACCAGCAGCAGCACCAGUAGCAGCAGCAGCACCAGCAUCAGCAGCACCCGCAGCACCAGCAGCACCAGCAGCAGCAGCAGCAGCAGCAGCAGCAGGAGCAGCAGCAGCAGCAGCAGCAGCAGGCAGCAGCAGCAGCAGCACAAGCAGCAAUACAAGCAGCAGCAGCAACAGCAGCAACACAAGCAACAGCAACCGCAGCAGCAACACAAGCAGCAGCAACACAAGAAGCAGCAGCAGCAACAGCAACAAAAGGAACAAACAAUAA